UCGCUGUGUUUGAAUUUGUUGGCGGUUACAGCGCGCGACCGCGAUCACUCACCGUCACUGAGAAACCUGCGUCCGCCCCGCCCCCCGCCCCACUAACGGAUACCGUUAUCGAGAGUCUCUCUUCCUUUACCGGCGACCACCACCGACAGAUCUUGCCUCAUCAGAUACCGCCGCCGAGAGGUCCUCCUCCUCUCACCGGGAGCUGCCACCGAGAUAUCCUUUUCUCGCCCUCACGAUGGAAGUUUACCUACAGCAGCAUCGAAAAUACUACUACUACCAGGAGCGCCUGGACACCUUUAAGAACUGGCCCUUCACCAAUGAUUGCGUGUGCACUCCGGAGAACAUGGCUGCUGCAGGUUUUAUUCACACCCCAAGUGAGAAUGGUCCUGAUGUUGCUCAGUGCUUCUUUUGUUACAAAGAGCUGGAAGGAUGGGAACCUCAAGAUGAACCAUUAGUUGAACAUCAAAGCCAUUCUUCAAAGUGUGCUUUCAUCCUGUUGAAGAAGAAGUUUGAAGAUUUAACAACAGAAGAAUUUCUCAAGUUGGACAAGGAGAGAGUAAAGAAUAUCAUGAAGAAACAAGUCACCGAAAGAAUUGAGUCGUUUGAGCAAGAGGCAAAAGUUACAAGAAGCACAAUUGAAGACUUUGUUACUAAAGAUUGCUACUGAUGCAAGAUUUUCUUUUUUCAAGAAAGUGCUUUCCCAGAGAAAAAUCUGGUUAACUCGUUUGAGCUUCUGAAAGAAUCCUCAAACUGAGGAUUAUGUCUAUGUAUUGUACAGCAUACUUUUAGAAUUGUCUGUUACCUUCUAGGAUGUGAAUAGAUAAGUGAUUUCUUGUUAGUUUUGACUAAAGUAUUUAGAUCUUGAUUUUCUUUUCCUAUUCUGGUUAAAGUAAUCUCAUUGUAUUGUUAGCAAAUCAGGUCAUCACUACGAAUGGAAAUAUUAAGAGGCUUAAGAAAGAAAUGUUCCAGAGGGAUAAGAUUCAUUUUUGGGGUGAUGUCUUUUUCACUUUAUACAUUAGUCUUCAAUUUACAUUUAUAUCACUGCUUAACACUGUCACAUUUGUCCAGUGCAAAAGUAUCUAGCUAUUGAUCGGGCACUUCAGGAUCUAUUGUCUAGUAGAAUAUAGUAGACUUGCACUCAGUAUGGAUGACUUGAUUGUUUUGGAUCUUAAUGCAUUAAUGGUCUAAUUUUUGUAAACAUACUAUAUUUAUGUUGUGAGUGGGUCUAUUCCUGAAUUUUCAAUUGAAUCAACUAUUUUCAGUAUUCUUGUCAAGGAACUUGGCUUGAUGCAUAAAGAGCUAUCAGUGUUGCAGGCCUGUACUGUGGUUGACAAAAGAAUGAUUUAAACAUUUGCAGGUGUAACUGAUGAUAACUCAGUCUUAUUGUCUGACUGUGUGGCCAGAUAGCUGAGUUGGUCAGAAUGUUGUGCUAAUGAUGCCAUGCUGCAGAUUUGAUCCCUGUGUGGGCCAGUAAAAAGCUUGCAGUGAUAGAAUCCCUGCCUUUGCAAGUCCAGGCUCCAGUCCCAUCUUCUCCAGAGGUGUGUGAUUAAAAUCUGUGAAUAGUGUUUUUUUUUAAAAGUGACUGCAGCAGUUAAAGCACUGACAUACUUGACCUUACAGCCUUGGCUGUGUCUGAUUCAGGAAUUAAUUGAAAUGCAUGAUGAUUUUUCUUCCCAGAAACGGUGAUUUGGUAAUUCAUGGCACCAUCCUAAAUUAUGGCACAAUUGUCCUCAUCAAAAUCACCUUAUCCAUCUGCUUUUAUAUGAGGAUUCAGUCUUUAAAUAACAGUGGCCUAAAUGUUGAGAUUGGAAAGAAGACACUGAUUCAAAUGUUUUUGAAAUUGAAUAAAACAAUUGAAAUCUCACUCCCUUUUUUGUUGUUGUGUAAGAGCCAACACAUGUGGAACAAGGUGAGUGCACGAAAUCAGGAUCUUGAUCAGCAAUGUUCUAACUGAAAGUUGGAACAGCCUAGACAGCUGAAUAGUCCACUAUUCAUUAAUAUUAUAUUCUCUGUCAGGUAUUCUUUUGUGUUAUUUCACUUGGAUUAUUCAGGCAGUCCUAGGGUUAUGAAUGGGUCUGCUCUUGUGUAUGUUUGUCAAUUUGUGUGUAAGUUGGAACACAAUAGACUAAAAUAUAAAAUAGCUGGUUGUAAGUAUGAGGAAACAUUUGCAUGUUGAGAUCUUUAAAAUUAAUACAUUCCUAUAUGCAAUCUAGUUCAUAAGUACAAGCAAUCAUAUGUUGGGGCCUGCCUGGAGCAAUCUGGUAACUGCAUUAUGACAGGUGCAGUGAUUUUUAUCGUGUAACUUUACCACGAAAUAAGAAAGUUUUAAUGUGUUGCUUUGGCAAGGAUGUGACUGAUGCAUUUAUGAGGAUAUGGUUUAGAAUCAGAAGUGAGCCAUUUAGCUGAUUGUAUGCUGUUGGCUGCAAUCCAUACUCUGGAAACAAAAGUCGAAUUGCCCUAUAAUAAACUAACCAACCAAAACCAAAUUCCUGUAUGACUUCUAUAUUUUAAAAAAUAGAAAUUGCAGGACAGUCUCAGCAGAAUCUGGAGCACCGAUAGAAAGAAAUCAGAGUUAGUGGCAACAUGGUGGCUCAGUGGUUAACACUGCUACCUCACAGCGCCAGGGAUCCAGGUUCAAUUCCACGCUUGGGCGACUGUCUUUGAGGAGUUUGCACAUUCUCCCCGUGUUUGUGUGUGUUCCCUCCCAUAGCCCAAAAAUGUACAAGCUAGAUGGAUUGGCUGUGCUGAAUUGCCCAUAGUGUUCAGGGAUGUACAGAUUAAUUGGGUUACAGGGGGAUGGGACUGGGUGGGAUGCUCCUGUGGUUGGUGUGGACUUCUUGGGCUGAAGGGCCAGUUUCCACAUUGUAGAGAUUCUGUGAAAUCGGAGUUAACGUUUUGGGUCCAGUGACUCUUCUUAAAAAAUGGCUUCCUUUUUUUUUGGUGACAGACCUAGGUUCAGGAAAACUGUAUAAACUGCUAUGUAAAAGACUGCUACAGUAGCCCAAUUAAAGAAAUACAUUGCAAUUUAAUAAACAAGUGUGGUGUCAAAAUUA
Messenger RNA from Stegostoma tigrinum, 3053 nucleotides. RefSeq names its product baculoviral IAP repeat containing 5a (gene birc5a). The record is from RefSeq and is a predicted model, not a curated record. NCBI's taxonomy places the organism in Eukaryota, Metazoa, Chordata, Chondrichthyes, Orectolobiformes, Stegostomatidae. The coding region runs from base 236 to 667 and encodes 143 amino acids. The transcript has 4 exons.